CUUUUCUAUCUUCUCUUUUCACUAUAUAUAUUCCAGAUUGCAGUGCAUGUUGAAAUGGCAUUGAUUAGAGCUUUCUUUCCAUUCUGAUUUUACCUUUGGUAUCUCCUCUUUCGCAAAAGAAAACCAUCAGAGACAAUGGCGAGCCCCAGCACGAGGAUCGACGAUGGACGUGAUGUGGACAGUGAUAACUCCGGACCGAUGAGAGAAAAGUUAUCUGUGUUGAUUGUGGAUGAUGAAUUGCUCGUGCGUAAAGUACAUGAGAGACUUGUGAGCAAGCUCGAAGUAGCAAAACAAGUCCAGACUCAAACUGCCACAAAUGGAAAGGAGGCCUUGGAUCUUCACCUUUCUGGUUCAUCUUUUGAUAUUAUUCUCGUGGACCUGCAAAUGCCCAUCAUGGAUGGCACAGAAGCGACGAAGGAGCUGCGAGCAAUGGGGGUAGAGAGCAUGAUCGUGGGAGUGACUUCAGUGGACGCCGGAGCCGACAAGGAAGCUUUCAUGGAAGCGGGUCUGGAUGAGUGCCUUGCAAAGCCACUGACAGCUGACAAGAUCAAGUCUCUUGUCGAAACCCUAGAGAAGAACAAAUAGAGAUGUGACCAUGGUCAGCGUAUAACUAAAGGAAGAAUAAUGAGUAUAAUGAGUGAUCGUGCAAAAUAUAGAGUAAUAGGGCUCACCUAGUUUAUUUGAUUAUAUAGAUCUAUGACUGAGCAUGGUAACAUGAGUUUUGUAAUCAUGCAAAGUCAUUCGUUGAUUAUAUCUACUGCCUAUUAAUCAAAGGGAAGUUAUGAAAAUGCUAAGUGUUCAUGCUCUGUGAUGAA
This is a messenger RNA of Syzygium oleosum, 815 nucleotides long. Its product is annotated as two-component response regulator 24-like. Bases 136 to 585 code for a protein of 149 amino acids. The transcript has 3 exons. Gene Ontology annotation, biological process: phosphorelay signal transduction system. The record is from RefSeq and is a predicted model, not a curated record. NCBI's taxonomy places the organism in Eukaryota, Viridiplantae, Streptophyta, Magnoliopsida, Myrtales, Myrtaceae.